GGUUGGGGAGAGAAAGGGAAAUGAUUGAUUUGUUUCUGUCUCUGUUAGUCAGUUGUGUGGGACACUUUGAUUGGGGGCAGAAACUUAUUACUUUCCAGGCAUUCAUGUAAAAGAAAUUUGCAAAAUGCAAGAAUCUGAGGAAUCCAGAGAUCAGGAAACAAUUCCAGACCAGGUGGAUGGAGGAAGUUUGAGUGCAGGAAAGAAUAGGGGUGUAAAGGCAAACAAGAAAGGUCUUUCCUCCUCUGACUGGGAAAGAAAAGAAAUAUAUGUACCCCUUGUGCCAUCAAAUGUACCCGUUCCAGACCCAUCAAACAACCCCAUCCUCAUUUCCAUUGGCCCUCGUCAUCAUUGUACCUCUGUUUCCAGUGAGUCCCAGUACCAGGGUUUCUCCCAGGAAGAUGACUACACUAAUAGGGAUGAGUGGAAAAGGGAAACUGAGCAAUGUCACCCACUGACAAACGAGGGUCACGUUCCCAAGCAAACAAUGGAGGAACUGAGAAGCGUGUUGCGUGAGAGCUCCCUUUUGACCGCAAAAGGGCAAGACGAUGGAAGGAGUUACCCUCCGGGGCAAAGGCUGGAUUGUAAACCAGAUCAAGUAGCCUCCACAAAUUUCACCACCUUCAAGCCCCUUUCAGAGAUCUCUAAGAAAGCAUCCAGACUAAGAGAAGGAAAUUCCUCUAAUUGGGAUUCUGGUGGGUCAUCGAGGACUGAUGGACCCCCAAGCAGAUCCUCUGGUGUGAAUUCACCCACUGUUGAGAGAUCCCACAGGGAUGAAUCUAACACAUCACACACUGAAAACAAGGAUAGAUCCCAGGCCCACUCUUUCACAUCUCAAAGCUUCAUCUCUGAUGUUGAGCACAUAAAACAGCAAAUUGCUCAUGAAAAUAUAAGCUUUGUUUGCUUCGAGGCCACUGAUCUUCAUGGCGUAUCCCGAUCCAAGACGAUUCCAGCUCGGUUCUUUCAUGAAAAAGCAGUAUAUGGCAUUCCUAUGCCAAGAAGCUACCUGGAGUUAACCUUGAGCCCCAAAGUUAAUGAGGUUGAUCAUCCAAGUGCAGUCAACUUCAGCAGUGAUGUUCUCCUGGUCCCAGAUCUCUCCACAUUCCAGAUCCUACCCUGGGCAGACCAGACUGCUCGUCUCAUUUGUGACCCUUGUACGAUCACAGGGGUUCCUCUUCGCACAUCACCUCGCCUUAUAGCCAAGCAGAUGCUGGGUCAACUCCAGAGCAUGGGAUUCUCGCUCCACUCCUCCUUCACAUAUGAGUGCUGUAUCUUUGGGUCCCCUGAGAGAUUGGGCCCCAAAGCAGUGUUCUUCCCUGCCACCACUCUGUUGAGCAACUAUGAUCUGCCCUUCCUACAUAAGCUAGUCAGGGGCAUGUACAACAUGGGUGUGGAUGUUGAGAGCUUUUCAUCUGCCAACGGACCAGGACAGAUGGAGAUUUGCUUCAAACCCAGGUUCGGGAUUGAGGCCGUUGACAGCGCCUUCACCUUCCGUACAGGAAUUAAAGAGAUGGCAAGGAAGUACAACUACAUCGCCACCUUUUUCACAGAUGACAGCAUUCACAAUUCUGGGUUACUCUCCCACAGCCUCUGGGAUGCCAGUGGAAGGAGGAGCCUUUUCCAUUCUGGCGAUGGAGAACUGUCAGAGAUCGGCAGGAAGUGGCUCUCAGGUCUUCUCCACCACUCUCCUGCACUAAGCUGUCUCUUGGCUCCAGGGAUCAGCUGUCGGAACCAGCUUUCCAAAGGCAAGAAAGAUUCCAAGCACCAGCUUUAUGCCACAUGCGGCUGCAACGACAACAGCUGCGACUUCAACGUGAAGGCUCAUGGUGGACGGGAGACACACAUUGACAACAAGCUGGGUUCGGCAAUGGCGAACCCAUACGUUGUGUUGGCAGCCACAAUUGCAGCAGGACUGGAUGGUAUUAGGUGUAAUAUCAAUGCUGAACAAGCCCUAAGCAGAGCUCCCGUGCAGCAGAAACAGUUCCCAAUCCCUGUUAAAAUGGACGAUGCUUUAGUGGCCCUGGAAGAGGACAGUGUGAUUUGUGGUGCACUGGGAGAACCAUUUGUGCAGUAUUUUAUUGCCAUGAAGAGAAUAGAGAUUGAAACCCAAGAGCAGGAUGCCGACAGAAACAAGGGACUUGAGUAUUUUAUUUAAAGAUAUAAAAUUCCAAGCUAUUGCUGAAUCUGGUGAAUGAUUUUGUGUAUUUGAAACACUUAAAAAUACAUUUAUUGACCCUCUGGUGUAGUAUUGAAGAGAAAUAAUACCUCCUUUGGCAACAAAUAAAAAAAUAACAAAAUCAUGCAACUGACACACUGACUGCUUUAAUUUAUAGAAUCUACGUAAUUUAAAUGCAAUGUAAUUAAUUCCAACCACGUGCCAGAACAGAAUAAACUAUGUAGCUAAUGUAUCGCUAUACGUUAGUAGUAAUAUAUGGUAUGGUGAAUAGAUUAACUAAACAAAGAUUCAACUUUUUACAUUUGUUGAGCUAGGUCUUUAAAGGGAUGGUUCACCAAAAAAAAAAAUAUUCUCUCAUCGUGCCACCCCAGAUGUGUGUGACUUCCUUUCUUCUGCAGAACACACAUGAAGUUUUUUAGAAUAAUAUUUAAGCUCUGUAGGUCCAUUCAAUGCAA
This is a messenger RNA of Xyrauchen texanus (razorback sucker), 2628 nucleotides long. RefSeq names its product lengsin-like. The transcript is spliced from 4 exons. The record is from RefSeq and is a predicted model, not a curated record. Gene Ontology annotation, molecular function: glutamine synthetase activity. Bases 125 to 2152 code for a protein of 675 amino acids. Gene Ontology annotation, biological process: lens morphogenesis in camera-type eye. Gene Ontology annotation, cellular component: membrane; cytoplasm. NCBI's taxonomy places the organism in Eukaryota, Metazoa, Chordata, Actinopteri, Cypriniformes, Catostomidae.